Messenger RNA from Cladocopium goreaui, 960 nucleotides. Lineage: Eukaryota; Dinophyceae; Suessiales; Symbiodiniaceae. The record is from the annotation of a GenBank genome assembly.
AUGUCGGGCUUUUUGCUGAUGCCUACGACGGAACUGGAGAACGGGCACAUUGCCAAUUCGUUGCUCUUUCUGCAGCUGCUUUUGAAGAAGGCCAUAGAGCGUGGACAGGGAAUUGAGGCACGUCUGUCGCGUCUGUCAGAGUUGCUGGCGAAGAGUGUGACUGCAGCACAGCAGGUCCUCCGCGCACAGAAGCCGUCAGAAUUGCUGGUCCUACUGCAGAACUGGACUGCUCUCCUGGAACAACUGGGGCCUCAGGAGCAGCUGUUGGUGCCCGGGGGUUGGCGAGGCAGCAGCACCAAUUGGGUUGUCUUCCUGGUCGAGCGCACCAGCGAGGACUUCUACUCCUUCUCGGUUUGCAAUCGGGGGCCGACAGCGGCCCAGUACCAUCCCAGUAAAUUUCUGGCCGAUGGAGCCUAUGGCCAGAAGCUGAAGAUUUUGGCCACGUUGACCCUCGAAGACGUGCCGAAAACACGUCUCUGCGACCCGGGCUUUUGGGCGCUGGCCUUUGGACAGUGGGUGCCCAAUGCCACCGAGUAUCAUCGAGCUGAGGUUCUCUAUGACGUGCUUCUGCCCUGGCUUGCGGGUGUGAGCACAGGGCGUUUGACCGAAAGGCUGGCGGAGUGUCGCAGUGAUGGUGCUUGGCGAACUCCUUGUCGCUUGGUACGUCUUGGUACCAUUGGGGAUGGUGAUCACCUGGGGAUGGUUUAUGAUGGGGUGAAUCCCACGGCAACCAUUGGAUGGCCAUCCAACUGUUUGGUGAUGAGUGGCUGGUGGACCCGGGACCCUGAUGGCCGUAGCGAAGCCAGCGGCUUCGCCGCCAAGUCUUCCCAAAACCUGAGGUCGAUCGAACACUUCGUGCAUGAAGAACUUGUUGGAGGCUCUGAGCCUCUGAGCUGCCUGAUGAUCAGAUAUAACUCACUUCUCUCAUGGCAACUUCGAAUUUUUGAGACCUUGAUUUAG